CAUGGGCAACUGCUUCGGUAAACAAAAAUCCGACAACUUUUCCACCUCGGGCCAAACCCUCGGCACCAGCGCAUCCCAACCACCAAAGCCCGUCGCAGCAAACACCACAAAACCCGCCUUCUCGCCAACCCCGAAACAAGGACGUACAAUUGGUGGCAGCAGUGCGUCUCCUAGCCAAAGCGAUGCCCGUACUGCUGCCGCUUUGGCUGCCGAGGCGCAAAAGGCACAGACGCAUAAUUCGACCAUGAAUGAGGCUAGUAGGGAAGCUCUGUUGGCGAGAAAUGCAGACGCCAAUGCAGAGACCAGGGCGUAUAAU
Aureobasidium uvarum is the source of this 316-nucleotide messenger RNA. The record is from the annotation of a GenBank genome assembly. Lineage: Eukaryota; Fungi; Ascomycota; Dothideomycetes; Dothideales; Saccotheciaceae.